AUUGUCAAAUGUCAAUUUUGACAUUGUUUACUGACGAGACCUGAACAAGGUAGCAUUAAACCAAUUUUAUUUGUAAAAAAUGAUUUAAACCAAAAUUAUUAAGUAAGUUAAUACUCUACUCAUGAAAAAAACAGUGAUCGAAUCAUGUCUUUAUCAAAAUGGCGAGAUUGAACAAUCCGGACUAUACCAAUAUAAAAAGUAUUCAUGAAUUAUCCGUCUUUAACUUAAAAGGUGAACCUGUACAGUUAGCAAUAUACAAGGGCCAUGUCUGCAUCAUUGUUAACAUUGCCACAAAGUCUCCUUUUACCGACAUGCAUUACAAACAAUUUAAUGGACUGAUGAAAACGCUUGGGGAGAGUAAAGGACUAAGAAUUUUAGCGUUCCCUUGCAAUCAGUUUGGUCUAGAAGAACCGGGAACAUCGGAAGAAAUAGAAGAACAUGCUAUUAAAAACAAUGUUUUAUUUGAUAUAUAUGGAAAAAUAGAAGUGAAUGGAGAAAAUGCAAGUCCACUUUACAAGUAUAUGAAGAAACAUCUCUCUGGAAACAAGACUGGAGACAUGAUCAGGUGGAGUUACACGAAGUUCAUUGUGACCAAAGCUGGUGUCCCAGUUGAACGCUUUGGCCCAGAAAUUGAACCAAGAACUUUUGAAGAAAUACUCACACCUUACUGGUGAUUCUUAUUUGAAGUGGAGUAAAAAAAUCUUUACCUAAAAAUACUGUUAGCCGAAUACUGGACCAAUACACAAUGACAUGAGUUUAUCUAGGUCAAACCUAAUAUGGACAAAAAUACGAAACUAGCCGGGAGUCGCUACAUCUAUCUCUUUCUUUACCCUAAUAUAAAUGGACGAUGUGAACCAAUGGCAAUAUUUUUACAAAAUUAAUCAGUUUUGUGAAGCCGGUUGCGAUACCUAUUUGGCUGUAGCUGAAAAAAAAUUGUUCCAUAUCAACGUUCAAAAUAAUAGACAUACUGCAGUGCAUAUUUACUCAAGUCUAAAAAUAAACACGUAGGUUCUAAAAAUAAGUGAGCUUACAGUAGCUGCCUACCUACCUACGUAUUUCUCGAUCAGUGACUAAACCGCAUUGUGUGCUAUUUACUUGUUUUAAACUCUUGUUUAUACCGUAAGUAGUUCUAUUAUAUACUACUCAACUAGCAAAUAGCCGCGAGAUUAAGCAACACAAGGCCGGAUCACUUAAAUUUUUCAUGGAGCCUGAUGAGAUUGCACGUCUUUUGGCCCUGUUACUAAAGCGAAAAUAUCAGCGUAGAAGCCAAACUCGUAUGCAUGCAAGUACCUCUUAUCACACAAUCCCAAUAAUAAAUAUCGCACAAGUGAGUCGUGCCCUAGCGUCGAUGGAACAACAGAACCAGUUGGUGUUAGUCCAAACACCAAUAAACACUGCGAGCCCAAACGUAAGUAAUCGGAAUAGGAGACGACGUCAACGCAAACGCAAGAAUUCGCCGUUUUCAAUGUAAAAUGUAGAAUUAGCGACGAAGCUGACCGAAUUACGUGAUAUCUACCAAAUUUAUUGUUUCACAUAACUAACAAAAUUUUGAUUUAAAAUUUAAAACCAUGAUUAAGUACUUAGGGUAUGUUCCAUAUUUUUAGCAAGGUUUAAGUUGAAAUUUAUUGUAUUUUACAAAAUUACAGUGUUUAAAAUAAAA
Trichoplusia ni (cabbage looper) is the source of this 1660-nucleotide messenger RNA. RefSeq names its product phospholipid hydroperoxide glutathione peroxidase-like. Lineage: Eukaryota; Metazoa; Arthropoda; Insecta; Lepidoptera; Noctuidae. Gene Ontology annotation, molecular function: glutathione peroxidase activity. Bases 159 to 674 code for a protein of 171 amino acids. Gene Ontology annotation, biological process: response to oxidative stress. The transcript has 3 exons. The record is from RefSeq and is a predicted model, not a curated record.